Messenger RNA from Acinonyx jubatus (cheetah), 2477 nucleotides. It is a transcript of the gene VWA1, whose product is annotated as von Willebrand factor A domain containing 1. The record is from RefSeq and is a predicted model, not a curated record. Lineage: Eukaryota; Metazoa; Chordata; Mammalia; Carnivora; Felidae. Gene Ontology annotation, molecular function: protein binding. The transcript is spliced from 4 exons. The coding region runs from base 87 to 1334 and encodes 415 amino acids.
CCCGGCCUGCGCGGCGGCGCGCCCUGCAGUCCCCGAGCGAGCGAGUGGCGAACGGCAGCCGAGCGCGCCCCGUCCCGUCGCGCGCGAUGCUGCCCUGGACGGCGCUCAGCCUGGCCCUGAGCCUGCGGCUGGCGCUGGCGCGGAGCGGCGCCGAACGUGGUCCCCCAGCAUCGGCUCCCCAGGGGGACCUGCUGUUUCUGUUGGACAGCUCGGCCAGCGUGUCUCAUUAUGAGUUUUCCCGAGUUCGGGAGUUUUUGGGGCAGCUGGUGGCCCCACUGCCCCUGGGCCCUGGGGCUCUGCGUGCCAGCCUGGUGCAUGUGGGCAGCCGCCCAUACACUGAGUUCCCCUUCGGCCAGCACAGCUCAGGUGCGGCUGUCCAGGAUGCCAUACGUGCUGCAGCCCAGCGCAUGGGCGACACCAACACUGGCCUGGCGCUGGCUUACGCCAAGGAGCAGCUGUUUGCCGAGGUGGCAGGGGCCCGGCCGGGGGUGCCCAAGGUGCUGGUGUGGGUGACAGAUGGCGGCUCCAGCGACCCCGUGGGGCCCCCCAUGCAGGAGCUGAAGGACCUGGGUGUUACCGUCUUCAUCGUCAGUACCGGUCGUGGCAACCUCCUGGAGCUGUCAGCUGCUGCCUCGGCCCCCGCAGAGGAUCACCUGCACUUCGUGGACGUGGACGACCUGCACAUCAUUGCCCAGGAGCUGAGGGGGUCCAUCCUUGACGCCAUGCAGCCACAGCAGCUCCGUGCCUCUGAGGUCACGUCCAGCAGCUUCCGCCUGGCCUGGCCGCCCCUGCUGACCGCAGACUCCGGCUACUACGUGUUGGAGCUGGCGCCCAGCGCCGAGCCGGGGAACGUGCGUCGCCAGCAGCUGCCGGGGAACGCCACGGGCUGGGCCUGGGUCAGCCUCGACCCCGACACGGACUACGACGUGGAGCUGGUGCCCGAGUCCAACGUGCACCUCGUGAGGCCGCAGUACCUGCGGGUGCACACGCUGCCGGAGGAGGCCGGGCCAGAGCGCAUCGUCAUCUCGCACGCCAGGCCGCGCAGCCUGCGGGUGAGCUGGGCCCCGGCGCUGGGCCCGGCCGCCGUGCUCGGCUACCACGUGCAGUUCGGACCGCUGCUGGGCGGCGCGGCGCAGCGCGUGGAGGUGCCCGCGGGCCGCAACAGCACCACGCUGCAGGGCCUGGCGCCCGGCACCGCCUACCUGGUGACCGUCACGGCAGCCUUCCGCUCGGGCCGCGAGAGGGCGCUGUCGGCCAAGGCCUGCACGCCCGACGGCGAGCGCAGCCGCGCUCCGCGCCCCCAGCCGCCGGGGGCCGGGGGCAGGGAGCCGUGAGCCCGCCGCCCCGCCCACCCGAGGGCCCCCUUCUCCCGAACCCGGCGGGGGAGGCGCCCACCGCCGAUAGCAGGGCCUUGCCCCGCGGCGACUCCGCGCGAACACCCCCACCCAGAACUCUCCCGCGGCGGAGGGCUCCCUGCUCGGGGCGUCUGCCUUCUAGGACGCAGGCUUCGCCCGACUCCCCCGCCUGACCCUCUCUCUGCUGCAGCUCUGGCAGCAGCUCGUGCCAUCGCGACCCCCUGCCCGGGCCCAGACCUGGGUACACGGUGCCGUCCUUUGGGCAGGAAUUAGCAGCAAGAUGGACAGGGAGUCUGGGGCGGGCUGAGAACAUCAGAUACAGGACUGGCCGUGGGCCCAGGACAGGAGGUGGCCGAGCGGAGCGGCUAGACCUCUCGCUUGUGUGAAGGCCCAGUCCCUCUGGUGGCGGGGGCCCGGCAUCCGUUUGAGAGGGCUUGGUCCAGUUGGCCGCUCUGACUUCCUGCGGCUACUCAGGUCCUAGAUGUUGGUAGAAGGCGGAAGGAUGAAGGGCAGGAGCGGGCUCUGACCGAGUCCCAAAGCCUUCCUGGAGGGGACAGGGUCUGGAAAGGGGCAGGGAGGAGUGGUGGCAGGUUGCCGGUGUGGUCAGCAGCUGGGUUAGCAGAAUGGUGGUCUUUAUCAGGGCAUUCAGUUGGCCUGAGAGGCAGUGCCUGCUGGGGACAGUGACCUUGCCUUCCUGCCCAGGACCCUGCUGGGUCCAGCUACAGCCACCGGGGUGAGGAUGGCCGCUUUCUGGAAGAACAAGAUCGGAUCCUGGCAUUCAGGACCCUGGAGACAGGAGGGCUCCUUGCCCCAGCAAGCCCCAAGUCUGGCACUCAUAGGGAGCCUCCCUUGCUUCUGGGUAGGGCACUGCCAUGCUGGGGGCAGGGACAAACAAGGUUUCCCUGGGUGGGUUCACCCCAACGAUUCACUACAGCAUCUUCUGACUCCUAUGUCUUCACUACCACUAUCCUGGGGCCACCAGACAAGUCCUAAGGGCGUAGCUGCUGUCCUUCAGCCCCACAAAGGCAUGAGCUCCUCUGCCUGCACCAACUCAGUGCUCACUUCGCCUCUUCCCCACUAACAACCCAGACUGUAAAAUAGAGUAAAUCAGAUGUAAACUGA